This is a messenger RNA of Anguilla rostrata (American eel), 3619 nucleotides long. It is a transcript of the gene rfx2, whose product is annotated as regulatory factor X, 2 (influences HLA class II expression). The coding region runs from base 277 to 2460 and encodes 727 amino acids. The record is from RefSeq and is a predicted model, not a curated record. Gene Ontology annotation, biological process: regulation of transcription by RNA polymerase II. Gene Ontology annotation, molecular function: DNA-binding transcription factor activity, RNA polymerase II-specific; RNA polymerase II cis-regulatory region sequence-specific DNA binding. NCBI's taxonomy places the organism in Eukaryota, Metazoa, Chordata, Actinopteri, Anguilliformes, Anguillidae. The transcript is spliced from 18 exons. Gene Ontology annotation, cellular component: nucleus.
GGGCGGGGCCUGGCUUGGCCUUCCUCCCCAUAGCCUGUCCUCCCCCAUGUAUUUUUUCUGAAGAUGACGUAUGCAGAAGAGGGUAGCAACAGUUGCCUCGAGACCCCCGCGCGCCAUAGUGACUGUAGUCGUGGAGACAGUUACUUACCAACGGGAGCAACACGCAGCAACAGCAGCAGCAACGGGAAGCGAGUGAGAGGGAAGAGAGAGAGAACAGCCAGGGCAGAACUUAACACAAGGCAAAGGUGACUAUAUCUUUACCGAGUAGAGUCCAGCAUGCAGAGUUCAGAGGGAGGGUCAGACUCCUCGUCCAGCGUGGCCUUGCGCACGUCCUCCUCCUCCCAGGCCCCCGUGGUGCAGCCUGUCCCGGCAUCCCAACAGCGGGUGCUGGUGCAGGCCACAGGCUCGGGCCAGAAGGGGGCGCAGGUCCAGCAGCUGUCCAGAGUGCAGCAGGUCCCCCAGCAGGUCCAGCAGGUCCAGCACGUGUACCCGUCCCAGGUCCAGUACGUGGAAGGAGGGGAAGUGGUGUACACAAACGGAACCAUCCGGACGGCCUACUCCUACAACCCGGAGGCCCAGCUGUACGGGCAGAGCAGCGGGGGGGCCUACUUCGACUCGCAGGCGGGGGGCGCCCAGGUCACCACGGUGGUGUCGUCGGCCGGCGGCGUGCCCCCCCACGGCAUGGUGGGCGUGGCCAUGGACGUGGGGGGCAGCCAGAUCAUCUCCAGCGGCGGGACCUACCUCAUCCACGGGGGCGGCAUGGACGGCAGCCGCCACCUCGGCUCGCACUCCGCCCGCUCCUCCUCCGCAAUGCUUGAAAUGGCGAUUGAAAACCUCCAAAAGUCUGAAGGGAUUACCACUCACAAAAGCAGCCUGCUCAACAGCCAUUUGCAGUGGCUGCUGGAUAACUAUGAGACGGCGGACGGCGUCAGCCUGCCGCGCAGCUCUCUGUACAACCACUACCUGUGGCACUGCCAGGAGCAGAAGCUGGACCCGGUCAACGCCGCCUCCUUCGGCAAGCUCAUCCGCUCCGUCUUCAUGGGCCUGCGCACCCGUCGGCUCGGCAACAGGGGGAACUCUAAGUAUCAUUACUACGGCAUCCGUCUGAAACCGGACUCCCCGCUGAAUCGGCUGCAGGAGGACUCCCAGUACACGGCCAUGAGACAGCAGCCCAUCCACCAGAAACAGAGGUUCAAGCCCCUGCAGAAGGUGGACGGCAUGGGGGACAGCUUCUCCGGCGGCUCCCAGCACUCCUCCGGCACGCCCGACCAGUCGCUGGCCGCCCAGAGCCAGCACCACCAGCAGUACAUCGACGUGUCCCACGUGCUGCCCCCGUUCCCCUCCCCGGACCUGGGCUCCUGCCCCCUGCCCGAGCGCAUCGCCCCCAACGACGUCAAGAAGCUGCAGAGCCUGUACAGGGACCACUGCGAGGCCACUCUAGACGUGGUGAUGAACCUGCAGUUCCACUACAUCGAGAAACUGUGGCAGACCUUCUGGUAUUCAACAGCGCCAUCUAGUGACGGAGCAACUCCUCUCCCUAACAGUGAGGAGGAGACAGAGGGGGUGAUUCCCAGGGAGAAGCUGGUGUCUCUGUGCAAGUAUGAGCCGGUCAGACUGUGGAUGCGCAGCUGUGACCACAUCCUGUACCAGGCGCUGGUGGAGAUCCUCAUCCCCGACGUGCUCAGACCUGUGCCCAGCACUCUGACUCAGGCCAUUCGCAACUUCGCCAAGAGUCUGGAGGGGUGGCUGACCUCCGCCAUGAGAGAUUUUCCACAGGAGAUCGUCCGCACCAAGGCCGCGGUGGUGAGCGCGUUUGCGCAGACGCUGCGCAGGUACACCUCCCUGAACCACCUGGCGCAGGCGGCGCGGGCGGUGCUGCAGAACACCUCGCAGAUCAACCAGAUGCUCAGCGACCUCAACCGCGUCGACUUCGCCAACGUGCAGGAGCAGGCCUCGUGGGUGUGCCAGUGCGACGAGGCGGUGGUGCAGAGGCUAGAGCAGGACUUCAAGGUGACGCUGCAGCAGCAGAGCUCCCUGGACCAGUGGGCCGCCUGGCUGGACAACGUGGUGAACCAGGUCCUGAAGCCCCACGAGGGCAGCGCCAGCUUCCCCCGCGCCGCCCGCCAGUUCCUGCUCAAGUGGUCCUUCUACAGCUCCAUGGUGAUCAGGGACCUGACCCUGCGCAGCGCCGCGAGCUUCGGCUCCUUCCACCUGAUCCGGCUGCUGUACGACGAGUACAUGUUCUACCUGGUGGAGCACCGCGUGGCCCAGGCCACGGGCGAGACCCCCAUCGCCGUCAUGGGAGAGUUCAGCGACCUCAACUCCAUGAUGCCCAUGCUGAUGGAGAAAGACUCGUCCUUCUCUGACGACAUGAGCGACCUGGGCAGCGACGGGGACAUGUCCCGAGGCCCCAGCGAGCUGGCGGUCAAGCGGGAGCCCACCUCCCUGCAGGAGAUCUGAGCGUGCCACGCCCCUAACCACGCCCGGGCCACGCCCCAAACCACGCCCACAGACCCCCGGGCUGAGGGCUGCAGCGUGGGCGGUGUACAUAGAGAGAAAGAGGAGAGCGAGCAGCGUUCGCUCCACCCCCAAUCCCACCCUGCCCCCCCCCCAACCCACGCCGCCGAUGUUCCCGGCUUUUCUCAAAGGCGGGAGGGAAGACCUGUGUCCGAGAGAAAAGCAAACGCUUCUGUGAGAUUUUUGACUUUACUGGAGAUUAUAGUUCUAAUUUUAAAAAGAUUUUUUUUUUCUUCCCGUUCCUUCGUGUUCCUGUACUGCAACUUUAAAAAAGAAAAAAAAAAACGAAAAUUGAAAAAAAAAAAAAAAAAAAAAAAAAAAAACUGUGAAGCCAAGAAUGAACUUUUCGCGCAGUGCUCGACGUCCGGCUCGACGCUCGGCCUUGUGCGAGAGCCGUUUCCGUAGCCGCGCCAGCCGCUUAACUCCAGUGCCUUAGACGGAAAAACAAAAACGAAAAAAAAACGACAAAAAAAAAAAAGCUCUAACCACCACAACAGAAAUCUAUCUCCCACCUCUGCUGUGCCUCUCUAGCCUCGCUACCACAGGAUGAAUGUAUUUUCAGAACCUUAAACCUUCAAAAAAGCACCUUUUUCUAAGCCGUAGAAGACGUAGGUGUGAACUGUCCUUCUCUGUCGCCCCCCGGCUGUAGCCAGAGGCCCCCGCCGCCCCCCCCCACCACAGGCCGUGUUGUUCCUCACCCUCGUGCUAACGGGCUGGUUCAGGCGGGCGCCUCUUUCUGAAGUCCUGAGUCCUGCAUUUCACAGCGGCCCGGAGAGAGGCUUUCACUUCCCCUGCCGUGGUGAGCGUGGCCCCGGAGGCCUCCUCUCUGUGGUGCGAGAUGUGCGUUACCUCAUUCCUCAAAUGCCACCCACCCCUUGAACUUCUCUUCUUUUUGUGUGUGCCACCGGUCAUGGGGGGGGGCGCUUCGUUAAACAGGCUGGCCGUUGUUUCUCUUUCAUGUUGCCCCCCGACCCCACUCCUCACCCCCCUCCCUGCCCCCCCCGCAGCGGCUGAGCUGUGCUGUUCUCACAAGGCGCCGCCGCGGUUACUGUUUCCACGGUGAACCUGAAGGCGUGCCGCGGCCGAUCGGCCUGCGCCGAUU